GUCCAAGCUCUGUGUGCACAGAAUGGCCGGGAGUAAUCUGGUGGGCGUUUGGAACCGCCGUCAGGGAGGCGCCUACAGUGCGAGGAGAGGAGCGGUACCGUCCCGGCUCCCGUCGACUUGGCGUUCGAGACUGCACAAAGUUGUUCAGAGGUUGUCGAAAUUCCCCAAGGGAACCCCAGCGCUAAUCCCAGGAUUCGGCGGGAAAGCGGCUCCCGAACCUAGGCCUAGGCUUUGCCUGGAUUCUUCCAGGCUUCAGGGAAUUGCGAAGCCUCUCCUACAUCGGAGUGGCUGCACCUGACCACAGGAAUUAAGGGCUGGACUAACCUGAAUUACCGAGUUGCCUGGUUGGGGAACCCGAUUGUAUGGUCUUAAGUCCUAUCGCCAGAGGUUUUCUGUGUCUGCGCGCGUGCUCCCGUGCGUGCAUAGCAGGCAUUUUUGUUUAAGGAUUGUUAAAAUGAGUCUUCGGAAGCAAACCCCUAGUGACUUCUUAAAGCAAAUCAUCGGACGACCAGUUGUGGUAAAAUUAAAUUCUGGAGUGGAUUAUCGAGGGGUCCUGGCUUGCCUGGAUGGCUACAUGAAUAUAGCCCUGGAGCAGACAGAGGAAUAUGUAAAUGGACAACUGAAGAAUAAGUAUGGAGAUGCAUUUAUCCGAGGAAACAAUGUGUUGUACAUCAGUACACAGAAGAGAAGGAUGUGAAGACACCAAGAGAGCAACACUUUUCAUAGUUGGAUAUAUUUUUUUAUGAAUUUUUUUUCUAAUUUUUGCUUCUUUUGUGAUGUAAUUUGUCCUGUUUUUAUAAUAAUUGGUGAUUUUUCACUGACGUGAAUAAGAUAAAUAUUUACAAUUGUGGAUUUAAUUGUGAAGUGUUCUUCCACAUUUAAGUUUCAGUCAUUUUUCUUUUACCUCUUGUCAGUGUACAGAAUGCUAAAAGAAUUAAAAAAAAAAACAAAAUAUAUCUCUUCUACAAGAUUAUUUAACUUAAGUUUCGAGGAGUGUCAUUGCAUUUGACUUGCUUUACUUAUCCAGCUAAAAUGAUGCAUACAUUUUAUAUAUUGUGUGGGUGUGUAAUUAAAACAUUUUAGAGGUAUCCUCCUUUAUUGCAUCUUUCUCUGUUCAUACAAAAUCCUUGGGUGAAUAUGUUCUACAAAGGCAUCCAGUUUCAGUCUGAAGCACAAAAAGGGGCCACAAGGUCAGAUGUUCAGCCACUGAUUUAGUCACCUUAAAUAGAAACAGAAUUGGGGAGCUAAGAGGGGCACUUUCACAUGAGUGGGAUUCGAAUCGAGGUGCUGGAGAAAUCCUAAAGAUUAGCAAGAUUUCAGUUAGACUCCUGUCAGCAGUCCCCCUGCGACUCCUAUGCAAUUAGACUUUUUAGAUUUACCUGCUCCCUUUCAGGAACAUUGGCAUCAAUGUUAUUCUCUCAGUUUAUGAACACAGUUUGGGAGAGACCAUUCCUGUACAUCUCUUGCAGUCGGAUUAAACCAAAGCCUGGAGUUUAUAAACUAAUUCAGGUUCUAAUUGUGGAGCUGAGAUUGGGAAAUAAUUUUUCCUAACUUGCUUAGCAAGUGGCUUUAGAGACCCCUGUCUCAAAAAUCAGCUGUGUUUGCGUGUGACGUUGUCCAGGAGCAGAACACCAGGCUUUAUGUUGCUUGGCACAAGUCAGCUCCUCCAAUGAUGUGAUUCCUGCUGAGAGGGUUUUCACAAUUUAUUAAUGAGCUUUCCACAACCCUGCUUUAUUCUCCAAACAGUUUUAUGCUGUCUCUAGGAACAACAAAUAUAUCUGGGCACUGUGGUUGAAUGAACACCAGACAGUUGUGUGAAUGUUGUAUUGGUCUUCCUCUUCUCUCCGUCCCCAGUCUAAAUAGCAUUCCUGUUUCUGGAGCUGGUGGUGUGAUUUAAAACAACUGCUGGGUUGAAGGAUGUAGGGGCAGGAUCAAGGAGGGAGGGAAGGGGUAGUGCUGAUUUUGGAGAGGUGUAUGUAGUGUUUUGUCUUGGUUUAUUUUAAAGAUCAGAGAGUAAUUGGAAACAAUUAUUUUUUAAUUAAUAACUUGGGAAAGGUGAACAGAAACAUUUCACAGGGUUUUACCGUGUGCACAUCAAAAAUAAAACACUUUAUGCUAUGCUUCAA
Cebus imitator (Panamanian white-faced capuchin) is the source of this 2126-nucleotide messenger RNA. It is a transcript of the gene LSM6, whose product is annotated as LSM6 homolog, U6 small nuclear RNA and mRNA degradation associated. Lineage: Eukaryota; Metazoa; Chordata; Mammalia; Primates; Cebidae. The coding region runs from base 455 to 697 and encodes 80 amino acids. Gene Ontology annotation, molecular function: RNA binding. Gene Ontology annotation, biological process: mRNA splicing, via spliceosome; maturation of SSU-rRNA. The transcript is spliced from 4 exons. The record is from RefSeq and is a predicted model, not a curated record. Gene Ontology annotation, cellular component: nucleolus; P-body; sno(s)RNA-containing ribonucleoprotein complex.